Vicia villosa (hairy vetch) is the source of this 1481-nucleotide messenger RNA. RefSeq lists its product as uncharacterized. NCBI's taxonomy places the organism in Eukaryota, Viridiplantae, Streptophyta, Magnoliopsida, Fabales, Fabaceae. The record is from RefSeq and is a predicted model, not a curated record. The transcript has a single exon. The coding region runs from base 337 to 909 and encodes 190 amino acids.
CAACCCCACCUUUGUCUCCUUUCUCUUUUACUAUAUAUCUCCCUCCUAUAACCAAACCAUUUUCCUCAAUUCAUCCUUUCUUUAUUUCUAUUCUUCUUGUUUCCAAGUUUUUCUAUCAACACCCCCUUCUUCUCUUCCUUGUCUUCUCAGAGGAAGGAGAAGAAACCAAACAGAGAAGAAUAUAAUUUAUAAUAAACUGAAUAAUAAUAAUUCUAAACACAACACCGACAAAACGACGCUUCUUUCGUCGUUUUCAUUCAUUAUUCAGAUCUAAACGCUCAUACCUUAAUUUUUCUUCAUUUCCUCUCACAAUUUUUGAAUUUUUUUCCAUUCACCAUGGGAACGGAAAUUUUGCUACCACAGGAUUGUUUGCAUGAACGCAUCAGAGUUCCUCCGGCGAGUUUUUCCCGGCGAAGAACUUAUGGAAAUUGCCAUAAUCAAUAUAACAAUUAUGGAAAUGGCAAUAGUAAUACUUUUUAUGGCGCAACAAACUCCGGGAGGAUUAACCGGAGACCGGUUGUUCGACCGGAGCAGAGAAAACGUGAGAGAAGACCUAGCUUCGAUGAUUUGAAGAUUGCGAAAGGUAGUGAAUUGGUGAUGGAGAAGGUGAUGAUUCUCCGGAGAGGCGAAUCGCUUGAUUCGAAGAUGAACAGCGAGGGUUUGAAGAAGGAAGGUGACGAUUUGGUUGUCAUCGGAACACAAAGACUUGGACCCGACCCGAAUAUGGUUCCUAAACAGAUCCGGAUCGUUGAUUUCAAGACCGGUUGCGAAGUUUACGCCGGAUCCGCGUUCGCGAUGUCACCGUCGCCGAGCGCCCUUCCGAUACCGUCUUUUCAGAGGAAGUUUGCGCCGGUGGCCGUCGACGACUCCGCUACGCGGGAUCUGAGACGUCUCCUCCGUAUUGCAUGAGUCUGAAACGGGUCAUUUCCGGGUUUCGGGUCAUAUCCAUAUCCACGUCGACUUUUCAUCUUCUCUUCCUAUUUUGUCUCUCUUCUUAAUCUAGAAUCUUCUUAUUACCCGUUACGUCCCUCUCCCGUUUUUCGAAUUCUAACCCAACCGUGAUUUUUUUAAACGGAAGGGUUGAAUUGAAAUAUGGGGAAAAACUCGGGGCGGAAAUGUGAAUUAUUAAAAGUUUGGAGUAGUGUUAUUGGGAUUUAUUAUGUAAGAUCUUGUUAAUGGGUUGUUAAGGGUAAAAUUUAGGUUGUAAUAUGAAAUUAGAAUUGGGAAAAAAAUGAAAAAAUAAAAAAGAAGAAAGGAUGGGAGGAAGACGGGGGUUGAUUUGUAAAUUCCGGAAGUGUAUGUGCGUUUUGAAGAAUUUGGAAAUUGCGAGAAUCUUGUAGGUUUGUUGUAACCCUUUUGUAUUGUAAAGUUAUAAAAAUUAAAUAGGGAGAUUUGAGCAGAUUCAGAUUGUAUCUUUGUUGUUUUACUACUCUUCAUGAAAUAAACUGGAAGCAAAACACAACUUUAUUAUUUAGAACAAA